UAAAAAUAGCUAUUUAAUGCAAUUCUGCCAGGGUGUUGUUGAUAGAGUCCUUGUCUUUUCAGUACAGAUAUCGCAACUUUGUCUUCCUGGACUUGUUAUUGAACAGAGCCUUGUGCAAACCAGUACAGCUACUGAAUUUCCUCAAUCCAAGACUCUUUAAUUCAUGAAUAAUGACUUGUUGCGUUGAACAAGACAGUCUGGGUCAAGCCUUUGAAGACGCCUUUGAAGUAUUGACACAACAACCUGCUACUGGAGAAAUUCAAUACCCCCCCGAACCUAAACAUUACGUGACUUUCAUUAACCCUUAUCCUAUCAGCGGUAACUACUACGGAAUGUUACCCACAGAGAACCCCCUCUAUGAUUGGAGAGAUGUCACAAAUGGUUCUUCAGACUUGUAUUUGGAAGGAAGCUGCCAUCAAUCUCUGCAGAACAUGGGGGAAAGCCAUCUGGCACAAGCCCCCUUGUUCCAGCAAAGGGGAGGAAGAGGCAGGAGGAAGCUUCGGCUAUUUGAAUACCUUUUUGAAUCCCUGUGCAAUUCAGAAAUGGUGUCUUGUAUUCAGUGGGUCGACAAAGCCAAAGGCAUCUUCCAGUUUAUAUCAAAAAACAAAGAAACCCUCGCUGAACUCUGGGGGAAAAGAAAAGGCAACCGGAAACCCAUGACUUACCAGAAGAUGGCCAGAGCCUUGAGGAAUUAUGCCAGAACUGGAGAGAUCACAAAAAUCCGGAGAAAACUGACCUACCAGUUCAGCGAAGCUGUUCUUCAAAGACUCGCUUCAUCUCAUCACUUCUUGGGAAAAGAGCUCUUGUACUCUCAAUAUAGCCAGCCUGAGCAGAGCUAUCUCAGUUUAAACCACUGGAAUGCAAAUCACUAUGCUCAUGCCAGUUACCAGAGCUGAUCCCAGAUUCUUGCCGAGCCAAGCUUUACAAUGUUUCCAAAACAUUUUUUCAACUUCCACACCAAUGUGGCAAAAACACUCAGAGAACUCUGCACAGAAGAAAGAACAUGUUUGGACUUUGCUUUUUAGGUAGUGUUUACUACAUCUUGGUGUGUUAAAGGGAACCUAGAUGUUUUCAGCAGGGUUGCUUGCUUGCAUUUUCUGCAGAUACUUGGCUAUUUAUAAUAAAUAGGCUUAGUGUCCAUGGAUUGGGUGUCCAAGAACAUACUGGCGCCAGAACGUCUUUUCAGAAAAAUUGGGGGUGGGGGUGGGGGGGAGUAGCACAGCGCCACUUAGAAAUUUUAAAGAAACAAUUGAAUUUGAAGCAACUGAAAGCGUUUGUAGACUGUCUCUUGCUAUGCCAAACACUUUUGUCUAGAUUAUGUCAGCACAGACGAUUUUGUUGCUCGCCGUUUGCUUUGAGGUUUGAGACUGUCAUUGAGUUGGUGAAAUUAGCCGGUAAUUAAUUAGCUGUAAUCCCAGCACUUGGGAGGCAGAGGCAGGCAGAUUUCUGAGUUUGAGGCCAGCCGGGUCUACAGAGUGAGUUCCUGGACAGCCAGGGUUAUACAGAGAAACCGUGUCUUCAAAAACAAAGCAAGCAAACAAACAAACAAAAAAGAGAAAAGAAAGGAAAGGAAAAAGAAAGGAAAGGAAAGAAGAAAAAAGAAAAGAAAGGAAAGAAAGAAAAGAAAGGAAAAAAGGAAAGAAAGAAAAGAAAAGAAAAGAAAAAAAAGAAAAGAAAAAGUUGGUGAAAUUACAAGUGUGUGCCACCAUACCAGGUUUACAUUGAUUCAAAAACAAGCACUCAUCAUGUACCCGGAAGAAAAGUCACUCAACAUGUGCCACAAUACAGAGGUUCUACCAAAAUUCAUGUUCCUGGCUUAAAAUCACAGUGGAAUGUUUUUUGUUUUCUGAAAACUAAUUCAAUCUAACAAUAAAUGUGAGGUGAUCAUUGUGGCUUUAA
Molecule: messenger RNA, 1899 nt
Organism: Apodemus sylvaticus (European woodmouse)
Lineage: Eukaryota; Metazoa; Chordata; Mammalia; Rodentia; Muridae
Gene: Spic
Product: Spi-C transcription factor
Exons: 6
Coding region: 171-896 (241 amino acids)
Biological process (GO): cell differentiation; regulation of transcription by RNA polymerase II
Cellular component (GO): nucleus
Molecular function (GO): DNA-binding transcription factor activity, RNA polymerase II-specific; sequence-specific DNA binding
Source: RefSeq, a predicted model, not a curated record